Messenger RNA from Lodderomyces orthopsilosis Co 90-125, 285 nucleotides. RefSeq names its product Dad1p (gene DAD1). NCBI's taxonomy places the organism in Eukaryota, Fungi, Ascomycota, Pichiomycetes, Serinales, Debaryomycetaceae. The transcript has a single exon. The record is from RefSeq and is a predicted model, not a curated record. Bases 1 to 285 code for a protein of 94 amino acids. Gene Ontology annotation, cellular component: mitotic spindle; mitotic spindle pole body; DASH complex.
AUGUCUAACACAAACAACGAUUAUUUCAACAAACAAAGAGAUAUACUAAUUCAAGAAAUAUCAAACAACUUAUCUGAAGUCUUCACCAACUUGGAAACACUAAAUCGAUCAUUAAGCGAAAGUAUACAAAUUGGUAAAGAAUUUGAUGAUGUGGGAAGGUUAUGGCGCACCUUUUAUGAUGGGAUGAAUAAAUUGAAAAAUGAAACAAAAGCAGCGGAUAAUACGAAUCGAGAAGAUGGAGUAGAGGAGGAAGUUGAAAGGCGAGCCGGAGCUGAGUCCGAUUAA